This is a messenger RNA of Pomacea canaliculata, 2671 nucleotides long. Its product is annotated as radial spoke head protein 3 homolog. The record is from RefSeq and is a predicted model, not a curated record. Gene Ontology annotation, cellular component: cilium. NCBI's taxonomy places the organism in Eukaryota, Metazoa, Mollusca, Gastropoda, Architaenioglossa, Ampullariidae.
AUGGAAUCGUUUCCUCAGCAACAACGACGUAAAUAUUUAGCGCAAGCGACGCGUCCAUUUUGUUUGAGUCUGUAGUAACCGCAGUCGCCGAACCUCGAGUAACAUUAAAAAGCAAGCAAAAUGACAGCGGUUCUUUCACAGAGGCCUGACGGCGGUACCUAUACAUUUACUAGCCAGCCAAGAGCACUACAACAGAGAAAAAAAUAUCGUGAUGUUCAGCAGCAAGAUGCAGCAGAGGGACUGCCACAAUAUGGCAAUAUUAUGUAUGACAGACGUGUUGUACGUGGCAACACAUAUGCUCUGCACACACUCCCAGCACAUGCACAGCCAGAUCCAAUUGAAAUGCAAAGACAACAAGAAAUCCGACGCCGUGCCAUUGCUCGGAAACGUGCCAAGGAUCAGCUGCGCCCAAGAUCCCCUGAACCUGUUGAAGGACGCAAGCAUGUUGAUGUGCAAACAGAGCUCUACCUAGAGGAGUUAAGUGAUCGAGUAGAAGAAGCUGAUGUAGAAUGCCAGACAGAUGCCUUUCUUGAUCGGCCUCCUUCUCCUUUGUUUGUGCCAGCAAAAACUGGCAUGGAUACUGCAACACAGAUUUUUGAGGGUGAUCUAUUUGACUUUGAUAUAGAAUGUAAGCUCCUUGAGGUCAUUGUGGGAAAAACGGUGGAGCAGUCAUUGCUUGAAGUAAUGGAAGAGGAAGAAUUAGCAAAUUUAAGGCAGCAGCAGAGAGCUUUUGAAGAACUGCGAAAUGCUGAGCUGGUAGAGCAACAGCGACUAGAGGAACAGGAACGUCGGCACCGAGAAGAGAAGGAGCGGCGAAUUAAACAGCAGCAAGAAGUGUUACAGAAAGAAAAAGAGACAGCUGAGAAGAUUGCAGCUCGUGCAUUUGCUCAGAGUUACCUUGCUGACCUAGUACCUUCUGUUUUUGGCACCCUUGCAGACAAUGGAUACUUCUUUGACCCUGUGGAGAGAGAUGUGGAACAGGGCUUUUUGCCAUGGCUUAUGGAGCAAGUUGAGGAACAACUGCAGUGCAAUGACCAUGGUCGCAUGAUCUUAGAUGGACUUUUAAGGGAAGUGGUUCUUAUGCGUACAAACCUAUACACCAAGCGUGAUGAGGUGGUAGAAAAUCCACUUUUAUCUUCAAACACCAGUCUGAUGCAGAGCAACAUAGAAACUGAAGAAAUUGCCCCUGGUACCACCACAGAGCAGAGCGAAGAAGCGGAGAAGGAAGGCGAGAUACCUGCCCCUGCUCAACCCUCUGAAGAUCUCCCGGCACACAAUGAAGAUCCUGGAGAAGAUGAUCCCGCAGACGAUUAAAGUCACUUAAUGUCACUCGCUGCUUUGACUGUGUGAAUCGUUUUCUGUACAGAAUUUGAAUCCAAGACAGCGACUGACGGCGUCUGCAUCUAGAACUUUACCCGCCAGCUGCACACAGUACCUUUCUUUAAUUAUUAUAUUCGAUAGUAAUAAAAUAUUAAAUAUUUCUGGAUUGAAAUACACCUAAAAGACAAAACUAGAAUUCUGCAACCAGCACUACACGGUCGAGGAAGUACAGUCGGCCCUCAGCAUUCACGGGUUUCAGAUUUGCAGUUUUGAUUAUUUGCGGAUUUGAUACCAAUUAAUGGGAUUUUUUCUUUCAAGUUUUGCAGCCUGCAGAGAUAAGUCGCAGACAGUGUGUAAAGAAACUAAAAAAACACUGAACUAAGUCAUAGAUGCAUACAAUAUCUGCAUUAUUAACCUAUUUUUUCAUACAUAGGGUAUUGAUUUACUUGCGUUCAGUAUGGUCAACAAUAUUAAGGAUUAUGGUUUGGGAGAGGGCUAGAGUUAUUCGCGCAUUUUCCCCAUUCGCAGGCCGACUACAUGCACAUGUUAACAGAUAAUAGCAGUUUUUCCAGCAAUCCUAACCUGUGGUUGUGGCACACACACACACACAGAUGUGAAAGAUGUGACGGAUGUGUGGGCGGACGGUUAUAAAAGCUCAAAAAAAAUUUUUUUUAAGCACAGAGUAGUCAGAGCAGAUGUAAUUCUUUGAAGCAAAACCAGUUUGACAAAAUCGGUAUAUUGCUGGUAAAUUUUUGCUAUCAAAAAGUAGUAUCUGUGAAUCAGAAUGUUAUCAGUGCUCGACAAAAAGUAAUUAGUGUUUCUCUGCGAGGUUUAGUACAGUCCCAGCCAUCGUAUACUUGCAAGCCAACAAAAAGGCUUUGUUGUAGCAAGCAUAUCAAGUGGGUAUAUAUAUAUCAAGGAACAACAAGUUAAUACAGAGACGAACUACUAGAAGAUGCCAUUCUGACUGGCGCCACUGGCCAUGCAGGCUGUUCGUUCACGUUUGUUUGACCUCUGUACCUACAAGUGCCGCGAUCUGUGUGUGUGUGUGAGAGAGAGAGUAACUUCAAUUGCUAUAGAACUGUAGGAUGAUGUUUGUUACUCUCAGACUAUACAGUUAACAUAAGGUUUCUUGCUAAAUAAUGUUACUUUGCUUUAUUCUAGAUUAUGAAUCUAAUUGACACCAUUAGAAAUUUUUUUUUUUGGUGGAGAAGGGGGGGGGGGUUCAUGUCGGUACCAGAAUAUCGUUGAUAGUUAGCAUUCACAUGUACCUCCACUUUGUAACUAUGCUGUUUGUCGUGAAAUGACUAUGAUAAUAAAGUACUUCGCAUUUUUACCAUAUGGAAACGCA